AUGGUGGACAGGUGGAUCAGCGAGGAUUGGGCCCGCCAGCACGCCUUAUGCCGGGAGCGCUGCUUGAUGAUGUCGGGUCCGGCACAUCAUCAAGGGAGCCUUAGCCUCGGCGAGUACAAGAAUACUUGGUCGGAGUCUCAUCCAGGCCAGUCUUGCAACGACUUCACGGCGUACGCCAUGUCUCACAUGGGCAGGGCGAAGUCGGACGCGGCCUACAACCCGGCGGCUCCACCAAAGGCAUACACAAACCCAAGCAUCCACGCGCGCAUCAAUGCGUACACGGAGGUGGGAAGGGCGCUCCACGGGGAGACUUGGGAUUCGACCACCGCGCCACUCUCCGGAGAAGCCAUCAUGAGGGCGGGACAAGGGAAGAAGCACGGGCAGUACUUGAUCGCCAACAGCUUGGUCGACACGGCGAGUACGCCCAGUCUCUCGCAGCUUAGGGCAAGUACCACCGACUCGACCCCGCCCAUACGCCUACGGCCUGAGACUUCAGUGGCUAGCGUGUACCAGAGACAGGCCGAGAUGGAGGCAAAGUUUGAGGAGGAGAGGAGGUGCCAAAUGGAGAUCGAGGCCGAGCUGGAGCAGGAGCGGAAGCUGAGGGAGGAGCAGUCGGUUAUGUUGCAGAGCAUGGUCACCUGGAUGCAAGGACUUGGCGCGUCGAUGAACUCAGCUCAGCCUUACUUUCCUGCAGGACCUUCUGACACUCCCAAUCAGUCGUGGAACGCAUCGAACAAUCCUCCUCCGGACCAGAACUCGCCGGCGGCCCAGUGGCCAUCUUGGUCCCCCAGACCUGAGCAGUGAGUGUCUUGUAGUACUACUGUAUUGGACUUAUUAUAUGUAUCAGACUAUAUUCUAUGUGAUGGACUUGUGUUAUGUAUCGGACUCGUGUUAUGUAUUGGACUUGUGAUAUAUGUGAUGGACUGUGUUAUUUGUAUCGAUGCCAUUCUCGUAAUUGUCAAUUAUAUGUGAUGGACUAUAACUGCCUGUAA
This is a messenger RNA of Panicum virgatum (switchgrass), 992 nucleotides long. RefSeq lists its product as uncharacterized. Gene Ontology annotation, biological process: transposition. The coding region runs from base 1 to 804 and encodes 267 amino acids. The record is from RefSeq and is a predicted model, not a curated record. The transcript is spliced from 5 exons. NCBI's taxonomy places the organism in Eukaryota, Viridiplantae, Streptophyta, Magnoliopsida, Poales, Poaceae.